This is a messenger RNA of Triticum aestivum (bread wheat), 504 nucleotides long. RefSeq names its product two-component response regulator ORR5-like. The coding region runs from base 1 to 504 and encodes 167 amino acids. Lineage: Eukaryota; Viridiplantae; Streptophyta; Magnoliopsida; Poales; Poaceae. The transcript has 7 exons. Gene Ontology annotation, biological process: phosphorelay signal transduction system; cytokinin-activated signaling pathway. The record is from RefSeq and is a predicted model, not a curated record.
AUGGAUGAGUUCCUGGAACUCACCUCGCUGCUCCUGCACACUCCCGCCCAUGCUCAAGCCUCUCUGCUCGUGCACACCUACAAUCCCAAUGCGUUGGACGGGAGCUCCGCGCCGCCGCACCUCCUUGUUGUUGCAGGCGAUAGCCGGGUGGACCGCCCCGUCGUCUCUGGCAUCCUCCGGAGCUCCAACUUGCGGGUGACCGGCGUGGACAGCGGGAAGAGGGCGCUGGAGCUUCUUGCCUCCAACAGAAAUGUCAACAUGAUACUCACUGACUACUCGAUGCCGGACAUGACCGGCUACGAGCUCCUCAAGAAGGUCAAGGGGUCAUCCAAGCUGAGGGAGAUCCCCGUGGUGAUCAUGUCCUCGAAGAACGUGCCGGCAAGGAUCAACAGGUUGACGCAUUUCUGCUCCGUCGGGUGCCUCGAGGAAGGAGCGGGGGAUUUCCUGCUCAAGCCCGUCCAGCCGUCCGAUGUGUCGCGCCUCUGCAGCCGUGUCCUCCGCUGA